CGUAACUGACAGAGCAAGACACUGUCAGAACUCACAAUUACUUUUUUUUUAAGUUUACUAAUGUAAUUUACUAACAAUUCUCUAGUGAGAACGAAAUUAAAAGUGCUUUAUGUCGAUCGAUUGUGCCGGGGAGUUUCUAUGGAGAGUGAUUAAACUAUCCGAUAUUGGUAGCUGGUCGGGUGGGAAGGUCAGGGUGUAGAAGAAUGUCAACAAGUCGCGAGCUAAUCUAAAAUUAUCAUCAAUCAUUAUAAUCUAGCACAUAAAUUGAAUUCGCGAACGGCACACGGCAGCUCGGGCUGUAUCAACAGCGAAAUCAUGUAGAAACAAAGGCGUUUCCAAACAGAUUUGGUAUUGGAAAAAUGUCCUGCGAACCACCUGUUAGCGGUCGUGUGAGUGCAAUCAAAUCGCAGUUCGAGAGCCUGAGUAGCGUGGAAUCACUUGACAUAAGUGGAAUUCGAUCAAAAAAACCGUCGGUCCGGUUUCAGUUUCAGCGUGCAGCUACUUCCUUUGAUCUCACAAAUCGACAUGACAAAAUAAAGGAUGUUGUGAAAACCUGGUCGUCGCAGCCGAAAAAUGAAGUUCCCAAACAACACAGUGAUUCUGCCUUGUUAGAACAACACCGGCGCGUAUCUAAGCAACCGGUAAAUUCUAAUCGACCGGCGUUGAAACGCUGCUCCAAGGAAACGACUGAAGUGAAGCUCUCAAGACAUACCAGCGAUCCAGUGAAGCGGAGCAGCAUCAAGAGAAGUCCGGCAUUUCGUGUCGGCGAGAAACAAAAUAAAGCGAUACUCAUCAAGCAGACGUCACUCACUGAAGAUAAGACGGUAGAAGAUACAAAGUUCGAAAAGUUUCUCGCGCGAAAUUACAGUAAAACGAAUAUGGAACGUUUCCAGCAGGCUGGAUUGUCCGAUUCGCUGAAGGCAGCGCUUCGUCAACCGCUACCGGUUGGACCCCCGCCCAAAAAGCCACCCCGGACAUUUUGUGGCUCACCAACUUCUGUUCCUGAGGAGAAAGCCCUUUUCGAUUCCGGGGAUGGGCACGAUCCAAGUGACUCAGCAACAAGCGGCGUUCAUAUCCAGGAAAGGAUAAAUUUUCUUGAAACAAAUCUAGCCAUGAAGAGCGGACCGAAAACUCAUCUUCCGGCGGUUAAGUUUCGAACUCCACUUCAGAAAUCGAAGACUGAAUUAGUGUUGCAGGGCACAAAGUUCCUGAAUUGUAUUUCGUGUCUUCGGGAUUCGACGCCAGUGUACGAUUCAGUGGGCGCGUACGAGAACGAAUCGAAGCCUUUAAUACUGCAAAAAUCCAGAACGACAUGUUUGACAGGAAAACCACAUGAACCUAUUUACAUGGAACCUUUCGGUCAUCUCAAAUCGAAUAAUCGACAGAUUUCCAGAUGCUCAAACUUUACUAAGGAGACUGAAAAUGUCAAUACGAACACUAACGAUAAAAAGAUCUCGAACGGAAACUCGGUAGCUUCUUGCAGUUGCCCGGAAAAUCACAAGUCAACCGAUUCACAUUAUUUGUGUACGGCAAUCAAAGAAAACAGCGGCGAUGCGGAUAGCGCAGAAAAAGAAGCAAGUUUCUCACUAGAGAAAACGUACGAUGAGAUUAGCAUUUUAUUGAAUGCAGCUUUUCAACAAAAAAUCCCCGGAAACGAUUGCAGUACUAUGAAUAGUAAAGAUAACAAUAGUGAUGAUAAUGAAAUUCGUAGUUCGACUAGGUUAUCGCGUUCGAUGACUGAAAAGCGAAAGGAUUAUGUGAGACGAGUCUCGUGUGUACCUAACCGCCAAAUUAACAACUAUGGAACAGUCCACCGAACGUUCAAACCAACAAAUAGUAAGGCUUCCACUAAUAUUAAUGAUAGUAAAAAUAAUAACGAACCGGCCACCGAACUUUUUUACGAAAACAUCAUUAAAACCAGUGAUAGAAUUAACAAAUACAACCAGUUGGUUGAGAAGAGCAGCAAAAGUUCGCCCUUACUAGCAAAGAAACACGAGGAUAGGCAAGUUCAGUCAGCUGAAGAAGAGGAUAUAUACGAAAUUGGCAUGAGUGAAAAUGACAAUACUCCAAAAUUGUUUCAAGUUUGCAUACUGGUGGGUUAUAAUACUAGUACAGGCAGUGCAUAUGUUAAGCUGAAAUUCCCGCCAAAUGAACCAACUCCGGAAAAUAUCGAGCAAUUGGUUUUCCCAAGUAGCGAGCUUAUUAAAUCUGGAAAAGAGAACCAAGAAUAUUGUUUGAUAUUAACCGAUGACAACGGGGUGAAAUUCUACGGCUUUUGCAGACGAGUUUUGCCCGAAAACUCGGAGAUGUGUCUUCCAAUGGCGUAUUGUAUAGUGAGUGCAACGAAAGCUUUAGGAUUUUACCAAAAAAUAUUAAAAGAAAUAGAAUCUCGACACGGACAAAGUGAAGCUCAGUUAAUGAUAAUGUUACACAACAUUCAAGCAACCAAAAUUCCAAGUGCUGGCAAAUAUUUACACGUAAAGCUACCACUAUCCAUCCGACCAAAAACCCUCUUUUCGUCUAAUCAUAAAAUAUCGCCAAAGCGACUAAGUUUAGAAGCUAAUCCAAAGUGGUUGACAGAGUCUGCGACACAAGCUGCUUUCGCCGACUCAGAUUUCGAUUCACCGAAGUCGACAAAACGACACUCUGGAGUGAAAUCGUUAAUGGAAGAAUUCGAAGACAAAAAACAUCAACAGGCUCCUUUCGAUUUGAGCCUUAUAAACAGAAGUCUUAUUGCUCGUGAUCCCAGAUUCGAUGAAAUUCUGAUUCGUCGCCCCAACGACAUCCGGUUGGAGAACACCGAGCUUAGCGAUAUAUUAGAAUGUCUUGGGCCGGAGCUGUUAAUAAAUGUUUUUGCGAGUUUAUUGCACGAACGAAAGGUUAUUUUACAAGGGAAAAAUAUGAGUUUGAUUUCUAAAGCGAUAUUGGCCCUCGACACGAUUUUAUAUCCAUUUCAAUGGCAGUAUACGAUCGUUACAAUAUUACCACAGAGCUUAGUCGAAAUAUGUCAGGCUCCGUUUCCUGUUCUAGCUGGCGUUCUUGAGAAAAUCUCUUUCGAAAUUGAAGACGGUAUUCUUAUUGAUAUGGAUUCAAAGCAGAUUGUGCAGUGCUGUGGCGACGAACAAAUGAUUAUUCCGGAAUCGCUGCGAAAGUCUCUACAAUUAUCUUUGGAAAUGGUUGAUCUCAUCGAUCAGGGUAAAAUGCUUUCGAGCGUUCUGAUAAGUGAAUCUUUUCUGAGAUUUUUUGUGGAACUAUUCGCGAAUAUUAAUCUAAAACGAUUUCACAAAGAUGACUUUAUUCAAUCGCAUCACGAACAAACUAUAAAAUUUUUUCUCGAAUGGUUUUUAGAGACUUCAAUGUUUCGUCACUUUUACAAUGCUCGAUAUGAAGAUAGGACCUCCGAGGACGUUGAAUGUGAUAAUUUUUAUAUUCUUUUUGACGCACGAGUAAUGGAAAAGAGUGAGAAUUCAGUGAAAACAUCACAAAAUAUUGAAACCAUCGUGAAGAAUUCAAAAAUCAUCAAUAAGAAAGGAAAAACGUUUAGGGAUAGAUUCAAACAUUUUUUGAGCUGAAUACAUAUAAUAUUUUAGAUAUUAAGACGUAGCCGAUCAUUGAUUUGCAUUACACGAGCUAGAUGAAGUGAAUGAUUGUGGGAAAAAGUUUAUUUAUGUAAACGUAAUAUAUGAUAUUAGGAAUUAGUUGGGAUGUAUUCGGUGAUUGGCAAAGCUGCUGCAUUUAUAAAAAACUACUGAACGUCUCGAGAAUACUGAGUCUGACAAGUUUUAGUCACUUAUGUACAUUGCAUGAUUGGUGUAUUGCAGAUGGAUGGUUACAACUCGUGAUCGGUUAAGCUCUCUUUUUGACAAACGUGUUUGCAUAUUUUAUACUAAAGAAUCAGUAGUGCCUUAUUUAUGCCGCUCAUAUACUAAAUUGUCUCUAGUAGAUGAUCACUCGCCAUAGAACUUGUUUUUUGUUAAAAUCGGUAGUCUUCCAGUGCGCUUUACAAUGCAUUUGGUUCGAUUUUAAUUCUUAUUAGUAAUAUAUGUAUCAUAAGCAAUUUAAUUAGUUUCACCAGUCAUACCUGUUUUAUUGUUAAAUCCCGUCUCUAAUCCAGUGAUUUAUUGAAGCUAUUUGUACCCUUCGCAGCUCGGGCAAUAGAGGACAAGAUAAUGGUUUGCAAAUCUAUUUAAAGAACUACUAUUAACUUUCUUAGGCAAUUGAUUGCAUUUCUUUCUACUGACGAAUCACAUCUUGCUUUUGUAGUAAUAUAAGGUACAAAGCAAUAAUACAAACUUUUUCUUUUAAAUAUUUAUGGACAUUGUAUACAAACCUUUACAAAAAUAAAGUUUUGUUUGAAGAAAUAAA
This is a messenger RNA of Hermetia illucens (black soldier fly), 4365 nucleotides long. RefSeq lists its product as uncharacterized. The coding region runs from base 360 to 3572 and encodes 1070 amino acids. Lineage: Eukaryota; Metazoa; Arthropoda; Insecta; Diptera; Stratiomyidae. The transcript is spliced from 3 exons. The record is from RefSeq and is a predicted model, not a curated record.